UGACACGUUUGUGCCCCAGCUGCAAACAACAGAAUUCAGGGGGAAAAAAGAAAAACCGAAAAAGAUUUGCUUUAUUUUAUUCUGUUUGACCCGCACAUAUUUUUUACUUUGUUUACUUUAUGCACCGGAAACAGAACUGUCCUCCCUCAGUCCAGCUUGACCGUGGACUAAAAAACUUCACCGACUUCUAUGUGUCAGGAGGCUGCGCGUGACAGGAAAUAUUAUUACUUUAAAACACACAAACUAAAUUUGAAGUCUGUUUCGAGGCCUGUUUGUGUGUUUUGUGUGCACAGUCUGUAUCUUUUGAUUUGACCUAGAUGUGUUUUGAGUCGAGGGAGGCCACAGGUUUAAACGUAGCAAGCUCAUCCGAGGAGAUCAUUUAUAAUCCGAGUUUGCUAAUCCGUUCACACUUCUCCACGACGUCGCUGAAGAAGAAGAAGAGGACCAGAAGUAGGAGGAGGAGGAGGAGGAGAAGGAGGAGUGUGCUCCAGUGUUGCUGCUCCAAAGUCCAUCGAAAUAACAACAUUUUGAAGAACAUUUCUCCAACUGACCUGAAACUCACCUCAGACCAAAGCCUCGUUGGAAGUGGAGUAAAGUGAAACUACGCUUGAUAACUUUCGAGUCGUCGCCGGCUUCACGAGGACGUGACAAGGCUGUUAAACUGGAAAGGGGACACAAGCAACGGAGGAAGUGAAGCAGUUAUUCGGGGCAUGAAACCUCGACCCAGCUUUACUCCUUUACACGAUGGCAGCAUGCGGAAGGAGGACUCGACCGAGGUUUCUUUUCUUCCUCUUUGGUGCCACUUUGCUGGGAUAUCUGAUCUUUUUUAGACACAACUCCGAGGACUUGAACGCGGCUAGUCGACAGGGGUCCCCUGAGAGGAAGAGGGAGAGGGAGGUGGACAAGGAGGAGGUGGCGGCGGCGGCGGCGGAGGGGAAUGAACUGCUAAAGAAGCCCGUCUACGAGAAGCCCCCCCUGGAUUUAAAUGGCCUGGGUGAGAUGGGGAGAGCGGUCAAACUGCACCUGACGGGCGAGGAGAAAAAGAAAGAGGAGGAAAGCAUCGAAAAGCACAAGGUUAACGUGUAUGUCAGUGACAAAAUCUCGCUUCACCGCAGGGUGCCUAUCAUCUGGAACCCACUUUGCAAUGACCUGAAGUAUGACUACCGCUCUUUACCAACGACCUCCGUUGUCAUCGCCUUCUACAACGAGGCGUGGUCCACCCUGCUGAGGACUGUGCACAGUGUGCUAGAGACGUCGCCUGACAUCCUGCUGAAAGAGGUGGUCCUGGUGGACGACUACAGUGAUCGAGAGCACCUAAAGGAGCCAUUGGAAAGGUACAUCUCAGGUUUGAGGAAGGUGCGCUUGAUUCGCGCCACCAAGCGGGAGGGGUUGGUGCGGGCCCGGUUGCUAGGGGCGUCCAUUACCACGGGUGACGUGCUGACUUUCCUGGAUUGCCACUGCGAGUGUCAUGAGGGUUGGUUAGAGCCGCUGCUCCACAGGAUCAAAGAGGAGCCUUCAGCUGUGGUGUGUCCAGUCAUCGAUGUGAUCGAAUGGAACACCCUCCAGUAUUUAGGCAACGCGGGUGAACCUCAGAUCGGGGGGUUUGAUUGGCGGCUGGUCUUCACCUGGCAUGUUGUCCCGGAGUAUGAGCAGAAACGCCGUCACUCACCCACUGAUGUCAUCAGGUCUCCUACGAUGGCAGGUGGUUUAUUUGCUGUAAGCAAGAACUACUUCCAUUACCUGGGAACAUAUGACACCGGGAUGGAGGUGUGGGGAGGAGAAAACCUGGAGUUUUCCUUCAGAAUUUGGCAGUGUGGGGGCACCCUGGAGGUCCACCCAUGCUCCCACGUGGGCCAUAUUUUCCCCAACAAGGCCCCGUAUUCGCGGAACAAAGCCCUGGCAAACAGCGUGAGAGCUGCUGAGGUCUGGAUGGAUGAAUACAAAGAGAUCUACUACCAUAGAAACCCCCACGCACGACUGGAGGCCUUUGGAGAUGUGUCAGAGCGGAGAAAGCUUAGAGAGAAACUAGGCUGUAAAAACUUCAGGUGGUUUCUGGAUAAUAUAUACCCUGAAAUUAACAUUCCAUCAGAUCGGCCAGGCAUGUUCGGAAUGCUUAAAAACCGGGGUAAGGUCAACUACUGCUUUGACUACAAUCCUGGAGAUGAACACAUUGUGGUGGGCCAAAAGAUCAUCCUCUACCCGUGUCAUGGCAUGGGUCAGAACCAGUUCUUUGAAUACUCGACCGACGGCGAGAUCCGAUAUAGCACAAGGGAGCCUGGUGGAUGUGUUGUGGGGGACAACAUCAGCACCUACCUGACUGUCCAGCUGUGCAAGAAACGAGACCAACCCGUACCCGUUGAUCAGAAAUUUGUCCUCCGAGAGGACGGGACUCUGUACCAUGUGGCGAGCCAGAAGUGUGUUCACGCACUAGACAAGGAUAAAGACAGCGGGAGUGGGGCCCCAUCGCUCCAGCCGUGCUCUGACAACCUUCGCCAAAAGUGGUUCUUUGAGGAAAAAGCAUAAAAGCUUGGACGCCGAAUGUAAUGUACACAUGAUGUCGUUUCAGGACCAACACACUGUGGAGGGAUAUCAAUGAACUGUGUUGUUUUUUUUGUUUUUUUCCGGAAAUGCGUGCCUUGCUCUGAAAAGGAGCCUAAAGGAGGAAAGCGAAUGUGCUCUCUUCCAAACUUCAUCUUUUGCACAAUCUCCUGCCAGCUGGAUUUAACUGAUCUAUAGGAAAACAUAAUGUACAUGCAGGGAAAAAGAAAAUCUUGGUUGCUGUUGCUGGGAGACGGGAACCUGCUGGAAUAUGAAAUGUGUUUCUAAUCAAGGGGGUGUUUGAGAAUGGGUGAUGAGCUACAGAAAGUCCUUUUUAUUAAUCUAAUUUACUUUCUUUUCCUUUACUCUCCUGUGCUGGUGAACUCUUUCAGAAUGAGACCAACUUAGUGCUUUAAGCACACAUGGAUAAGCUCUGACACAUGUGUGCCUCUAUUGAAACAACUACUUAAUACCUCGCUCAUCACAUCCGGAGCAGCCUGUUAGGAGUUAGUGGCAGACAUGACUGUGAUUUCUCCAUGACGCCAUUUAGGUUAUAUCCAUCUUAUCCUGUAGAGGGCGCCAAAGCGCCUUGUUGCAUUCUAUUUUAUUCACCUCUGCUUUCUUUUUUUGUUUGUCAGGAGAAAAGUAGAUCAAAAGAUAUUUUGAGAACGUUUUUAGGACAUUUGAGUGCAUGUUUAGAUCACAGGCGUUAUGCAAACUUAAAUCACAGAUAACAAGGCUGUACUGAUCCUGCUUUUACAGAGUUAUUUGAAAAGCACAAAAAAAAGAAAACAUUCAGCAUAUUGUACUUUGCCAUUGCAUCUUGGAUCCACAGCUACUUUUUUAUGGGUUUAAUUCAUGUUGUGUAAAGUCUCUUUGUUUUAAAUUAUUUAUCUCGCGGGCGACACAGAAGGACUGCUACAGUAUGUCGUAGCGUCGCUGCAGACUCACCGCCGGUGAUGCAUCGGUGUGAAUGUUCGUUUAACGGUGGCGGGUGCAAAUGCAUAAACACUGAUGUCUGAUGUAACACAGAUUUGGGUCUUCGCCCUCAUCUUCCUCGUCCGCGUGGAACCUGUUGGAAGUGCCUAGUGUAAAAAGCCCAUGAAUCAAUCGUAUGACAUCGCUUCACCGUGAUAGAAUCAUGAGAACUGCUCUUGAAGUGAAUGUGUUAUUUGUCACAAAGUUGAGAUUUACAGUACACACGCACACACACACACACGUGCACCUGCUGAGGAGCGAGGAGGCGUUCCCACGAGUAAAUGAAUACACUCGGUGGGGUUGUACUGAUCUGUGCACUCUAACUCUGUUUCCAUUCGUCACAAUUGGACAAGCAUAGAUUCCUCUGUCCCCAGCUGUGGUCACUCGUGAGACUGUCCCUCAGGCGAUGCAGAGGGACUGAGGGAAAACACGGCGGAGGAAGAGACAGUUGUUGGUGUCUCCUGAGUCCCGGGAUGGCAGAUGGCUUUCUGAUUGAUUUUCUGGUUCUCUCCCAAUUCUUUUAUCACCACCUCUGUGUUUCUGUCUCUCUGUGUUUGAGGUGUGCAGUGGAGGACUUAUCUCUUGGACAGUUUCCAGCCAAAUCCUCCUCCUCAGAAGAGCACUUGUACACGCGAGGUUUGAUUGAUGAACUAAAGUCACCGAUUGUACAGUUUUUAACAGUAGAAGGAGAUAAUGGAGGCGUGACCUCUGUUUCCAUGUUACCAUUAACCUUCAGAGGCCGUUGACCCACGAGUCUCAAAGGACCGGUGUGGGGAAUUGAUGUUAUGGGAUGGUCGUGCUAAAUUAGUUUAUUACUCACAAUACGGCAAAUGUGAGAUGGAGAAAUACCAUUAAGGGUGGAAUAGGAAGCCCUUACUUUGCCAUGUAUGAUGAAUGUACAGUAAUGUGAAAAACAUCAAGACCUGAUCACUCACAAUGAACAUGGGUUUACAGUUUUAUCACAGUGGGAAAGAGCUGCUCUGAGCAGGACGAAGCCAUGAAAUACAUUCCAAGCACGUCGCAGUAUGGAUUAAAUCCUCAGGUCAAAGUUCCCCACUGGGCUUCUGCCGGCAUUACGUGCAGUUUAUGGUUGUGGAGAGAGGAAAGCUUGGUUACAAACAGAUGAGAGGGAAGAUUAUGGUCAGCUUUACAUAGGAAGGGGCGUGUGGCAUCUGUCUGUGAAACCAAAAAGGGGCCAGGUUGGGGACAAAGCUCGAUUGUGGCCCUAAUAGAAGUAAAUAAUAUGCACUGAGUGUCCGGGAAAGUCCUGACAGUCCCGGGCAAUCCUGCAAACUCUUGAACUCGUCAUUAUCUUUCCAUGAUUCAGGACUCCGUGUCAUCCAUGGAGGCUGAGUUUCAGCAGGAGCAGGUGAAACGGCUGUUUGAAUACAGUGCUCAUGCUUUAUGCAUCAAACACUUGUAACUUGAAGUGACAGCUUUUCCAUUUUUUUAUUUUUUUUGCGUCUUAAGCCUGUGAAUGCAGUAAAAAUAUUCCAUCUCAUUAUUCAAAAAAGGUUAUUUAUUGUUCACUGUGACCAUCUGUUUUUCCCAGACAUGUCCUACAUACGGGACGGGGGACGGGGGGGGGGCAUUAUAUUGUAUGCUAAUUUGAUAUUCUACAGGCAGCUGCAAUAAAAUUCACAUUCGCCAGAAGGGGGGGUCGUAUAUCUGGCAGGUUGUAAAGGGCUUUUAUGUCUCUCUUUGUCGUAAAGAGCGCUGAUAUUCUUGGGGUUCUGUCGGCGCACUUGUACACGCAAAUUUGGCGAUUGUACCAUCGCCCAACCUUCAAGGACCGAGUGGUGCUGUUUUGUACCUAAUUCUGUGUCACAAAUCCCAGCGGAGACCAUUAUUGAAGUUGUUAAUAAUGCACAAAUAUUAAUGCUGGAAUUCAAGAAAAUGUCAGGUGUCGAUAACUCUGGUGGUCUGGUAUUGUUAGAGGAAAAUAAAUAAUGUAACAUAACCUCAUUUUUGUAUUGGUGGAUCCAAUAAAUGGACCAUAUCUGAUAUC
Messenger RNA from Solea solea (common sole), 5524 nucleotides. RefSeq names its product UDP-N-acetyl-alpha-D-galactosamine:polypeptide N-acetylgalactosaminyltransferase 12 (gene galnt12). The coding region runs from base 745 to 2523 and encodes 592 amino acids. NCBI's taxonomy places the organism in Eukaryota, Metazoa, Chordata, Actinopteri, Pleuronectiformes, Soleidae. The transcript is spliced from 10 exons. Gene Ontology annotation, cellular component: Golgi apparatus. The record is from RefSeq and is a predicted model, not a curated record.